This is a messenger RNA of Manis pentadactyla (Chinese pangolin), 2214 nucleotides long. Its product is annotated as inositol 1,4,5-trisphosphate receptor-interacting protein-like. The coding region runs from base 296 to 1948 and encodes 550 amino acids. Gene Ontology annotation, molecular function: protein kinase inhibitor activity. The transcript has a single exon. NCBI's taxonomy places the organism in Eukaryota, Metazoa, Chordata, Mammalia, Pholidota, Manidae. The record is from RefSeq and is a predicted model, not a curated record. Gene Ontology annotation, cellular component: membrane.
GAUUCCCAGGCAAAAUGGGGUACUGCUACCAGAAAGAGGAAUGUCUGGACAUACAGAACAGAGAUCCACCACAGUGGCUGUUCAGCCAGGAUCGGUGGUGCAGAACUUCGGGCUCUUGUUCCCAGGACUAGACUGAAGCAGGACAGGAGAUAGUGGGUUGGGUGGGAGCAGAGCUCCAAGACACUCACCUGCUUGGUGAGGUGGAGGUCGGUGUGCAGGUCUAGGGAAGACUUGGCAUUGUUGGGAGCUUGGUGUGACUGUCUGUCUGUCUCUCUCCCCCUAGGAAAGCCCCAGCAUGGCACUGGAGCUCUUCCGGGUGUGUCUGGUGGUGGUGACAGCCAUCGUCAACCACCCUCUGCUGUUCCCUCGGGAGAACACCACCGUGCCCGAGAAUGAGGAGGAGAUCAUCCGCAAGAUGCAGGUGUACCAGGAGGAGCUGCAGCUGCAGCAGCUACGCCUGGAGGAAGAGGUGGCGCGGCUGGCGGCCGAGAAGGAGGCCCUGGAGCAGGUGGCGGAGGAGGGCCAGCAGCAGAAUGAGAACCGCAUCACCUGGGACCUGUGGAGCACUCUCUGCAUGAUCCUCUUCCUGGUGAUCGAGUUGUGGCGGCAGGACCACCAGGACGGGCCCUCACCCGAGUGCCUGGGUGGCACCGAGGACGAGCUGCCUGGCCUGGAGGGUGCACCCCUCCGGGGCCUCACCCUGCCCAACAAGGCCAUGCUCGACCACUUUCAGGAGUGUUGCAUACGGGGAGCCACAGCCGAAGCGGCUCGUACCCGUGAGUUUGUGGAAGGCUUCGUGGAUGACUUACUGGAAGCUCUGAGAAGCCUCUGUAACCGGGACACAGACAUGGAGGUGGAGGAUUUCAUUGGCGUGGACAGCAUGUAUGAGAACUGGCAGGUGGACAGGCCGCUGCUGUGCAAACUCUUUGUGCCCUUCACGCCCCCAGAGCCCUACCACUUCCAUCCAGAGCUCUGGUGCUCCAACCACUCCAUGCACUUGGAUAGCCAGGGUUAUGGCCAGAUUAAGGUGGUCCAGGCUGAGGAUAUGCUGGGCUGCAUCUGUGGCAAGACCAAACUUGGUGAGGACAUGCUGUGUCUCCUCCACGGCAAAAACAACUCGGUGCAGCUUGGCUGUGAGGCAGAAGACCCACUGUGUGCCCGAGAUUCCCCAUAUCUGGACUCAGUGCAGAUCAUGAGGUGGUUCCAGACAGCCCUCACCAGAGCCUGGCACCGCAUUGCCCGCAAAUACGAGUUCGACCUGGCCUUUAACCAGUUGGACACCCCAGGGUCCCUCAAGAUCAGGUUCCGCUCAGGCAAGUUCAUGCCCUUCAACAUGAUUCCUGUGAUCCACUGUGAUGACUCGGACCUGUACUUUGUCUCCCAACUUCCCAGGGAGCCCUCUGGGGGGACCCCAGCGUCCAGCACUGACUGGCUCUUGUCCUUCGCUGUCUACGAGCGACACUUCCUUAGGAUGAUGUCAAAGAGGCUGCCUGAGGGUGCCUGCCACCUCACCUGCUUGCAGAUCACCUCCUUUCUGCUCUCCAAGCAGAGCCGCCUGACCGGCCCCAGCGGACUUGGCGGCUACCACGUGAAGACAGCGCUGUUGCACCUCCUGCUCUCCCGGCAGGCCGCUGACUGGAAGGCUGGGCAGCUGGAUGUGCGUCUGCAUGAGCUGCUCUGCUUCCUGGAGAAGAGCCUGCUCGAGAAGAAGCUCCAUCACUUCUUUAUUGGCAACCGAAAGGUGCCCGACACCGUGGGACUGCCCAAGGCCAUUCGCAGGGCGCAGCCUCUCAACCUCUUCGGGCCGUUUGUCCUGCAGCGAAGUCUCUACCGCAAGACGGUGGACUCGUUCUAUGAGCUGCUCAAGAAUGCACCAGCACUCAUUAGCGAGUAUUCCCUACAUAUCCCCUCAGACCAUGCAAGCCUGCCCCCAAAAGCUGCUGUCUAAUAGCCCAUCCAGGACCCAGGACGCACGUCCACACCUCGGGGGCAUCAGCAGGCCCCGUCCUGGAAGAAUGGCAGGCUUUGCUGGGAGCCUCCGCUCCCAGAGAAGCCAGGCCCUAUGGUGCAGGGGAAACAGAAUUCCAAGCUAGAAGCUGGAUUACUUUCAUGCCAUGGGAGUCUGCUGGUGAGGCUUUGUCUGGGUUUGGAGACCAAUCCUUACAGCUUGCUUUUGGAUCGCCAAGAAUGGCCAGGAUGAUGACAGAACACUCU